Ipomoea triloba (trilobed morning glory) is the source of this 976-nucleotide messenger RNA. RefSeq names its product rhodanese-like domain-containing protein 14, chloroplastic. Lineage: Eukaryota; Viridiplantae; Streptophyta; Magnoliopsida; Solanales; Convolvulaceae. Gene Ontology annotation, cellular component: chloroplast. The transcript has 6 exons. The record is from RefSeq and is a predicted model, not a curated record. Bases 137 to 841 code for a protein of 234 amino acids.
CCAGUCCCAGCGAAAACCCAAAUUAAGUAGCUACACAUAGGCCUUCAUAACACAUUUAAGAUUACACUACUACUACUAAAAAAGAUCAAAAACCUGUUAUCCUUUUUUUUUUUUCUGAAAUUGCUUCCAAUUCCAUAUGGCUGCCCUUACGCCCGGCUCAUCUUCUUCAGCUCUGCACCAUAAUUUUCAGCGUAGUAUAUCACAUAGCUACACUUCAAUUAUGGUAAAGGAAUCAAAGGUUACCACCACCACCUGUACCAGAAAGAGCAGGAGGCUGUCUUUCAGCUCCAUGCCUGCUACUCUCAACAUUAGAUGUGCAGCAACCAAGCCUGCCAAAACACCAGCUGAAGAAGACUGGUCAAUUAAGAGAGCAAAACUUCUUGAGAAAAGGGUAAGGAGUGUAGAUGCAAAGGAAGCAUUUAGACUUCAGAAAGAAAACAAUUUUGUGAUUCUUGACGUACGCCCAGAAGCAGAGUUCAACGAGGCUCACCCACCAGGAGCUGUGAAUGUCCAAAUAUAUAGGCUAAUCAAGGAGUGGACAGCUUGGGACAUUGCUAGACGAGCAGCAUUUGCCUUUUUUGGCAUAUUCCAAGGAACAGAAGAAAAUCCCGAGUUUCUUCAAACUGUGGAAUCUAAAAUAGAUAAGAAUGCCAAAAUCAUAGUAGCUUGCUCAUCUGGAGGUACAAUGAAGCCAACACAAAAUCUUCCAGAAGGCCAGCAGUCAAGGUCACUCAUUGCAGCCUAUGUGCUAGUUCUCAAUGGUUAUACCAAUGUUUACCACUUGGAAGGAGGGCUCUAUACCUGGUAUAAGGAAGGAUUACCUACAGUUUCUGAAGAAUGAAAGCUCGGUCGGUCUGUUAACCUAUGUAAGAUCAUGCUACCACAAAUGUGUUCCUUGUAUAGAGAUGAUUUUUCAUUAGACAUAGAUCAACAAGAAACACUUUGGCUUUUUCCCCAAAUAUUCCAUCUUGCUACC